Meloidogyne enterolobii is the source of this 1086-nucleotide messenger RNA. Lineage: Eukaryota; Metazoa; Nematoda; Chromadorea; Rhabditida; Meloidogynidae. The record is from the annotation of a GenBank genome assembly.
AUGGCAGAAAAUGUCAAAUUAGCAUUUCUUGGUUUGCGUUUUAUUCGAGAAAUGGGCAAAUUUUGGAAAGAAGCGUCGUUAGAAACUGCCUCAAUGAGGGAUGAACGUUCAGUUCAAAUUGUUUCUGCUCCACAUUUUGGAUUGCCAGCUUGGACAGCUGCUCCUGCAACCUUUGGAAUGAACUUUACAAAUGGGGAAAAGGUUAUCGCCGAGAUUGUUUUAGUUGAUCCAUUCAAAGCUUGUAAUAGUUCUCAAUUGUUCAAUGCUAAUGAAUUGCGUGGAAAGAUUGCAGUUAUUCUUAGGGGUGAUUGUAUGUUUGAAGAUAAAGCAUUGCUUGUACAAAGAGAGGGAGCUGUUGGAUUAAUUAUUAUUGAUAAUCAACAAGGUUCUAGUUUUGAACAUAUGCCUUAUUUUGCAAUGAGUGGAUCUACUAAUUUAGAUUCUGAUGGACAAAAGAAAAAUAAUAUGAGGGUUGAAAUCCCGGUUGUUUUCCUUUUUUAUAUCGAAGGCCAACAGUUUUUGGAUUUAAUAUUUGAUGAUCCCAAAAUGAUUGUUUCAAUUGGAGAGAAUAAAUUUAAUCCGGUUUAUUGUUUUGAACAAUUUCUUCGGCAAAAUUUUAUUUUUCGCAGAGAACAAUUUGCUAUUUCGAAUCAAUUCUUGUCAAUUAAUGCUGAACAAACAAUUCUUUAUAUUAAUUUUUAUUUUGAUGGAGUAAAUGAAUCUAGUCUAGUCGAAGAAAAACAAGCUGUUGUUGAACGUAAUAUUGAAUGGAUUGAUUCAACAGUUCAAUUCCCAGACAUAAAAUUUCGACAAAAUUUUCAAGCACAUUUAAGAGCACUUGCAUAUUCGUUACUUGAUUAUCCAUUAAAUAUGGAAAUUAAAGAUUAUCUUCAAUUGAGACAAUUAAUUCGGCAUUUAAAAUUGGGAAGGCCAAAAAAUGUUAAUGAAAAAGGAAUAUUAAUUCCACCAUUAAUUUUUGGAAGAAUUCAAAAACGUGUUAUUAUUUGUAAAUUAUAUGAACCGCAAACCAAUUUUAAAUGCUCAGAAUUAUUGCAAUACGGGUCAAAGAAUGUUAAAUCGCAAUGA